UACCUGUGCUUUGUUGACAACUUGGGGUACAACCAAAGUUGUGUUGUGGAGCACGAAUUCGUUUCUUUUCUGGUUGUAAAAGAUAUUCUAUAGAUGGCAGAAACCAAUUUUGUUCCAUUGCUUUUCUUCUUCACGCUUCUCCCUCCCACUGCCGUCUCUUUCUUUUUUAAAAAUUAAGCUGUGAGUGUAUAGCAGUAGCUUCCACUUUUCCUGUUACCAGUUUUUUAUUAUUAUUGUCAGAAAUCCAGUGUGCCUUAAGCAGUGCCUAAGCAGUAGCUUUCGCUAUCAGUUUGCUUUUUUCUGGGCAAGAACCUUCCCUCAGCCAUACAACCUUAUCCCUUAACUCUGGGCAGCCUACUCCAGAAAUAUGCCUUUAAAACAAACAAACAAAUCAGGUGAUGGGGUGAGUGAAAGACUUCUUUAAUAAGUGGAUGGACAGUCUCAGGGUCUCAGCAUGGGUCCCCUAAUCCUUGCAGUGACCUAGCUGUAUUCAGUUCAGUCCAUUGCCUGAGGCUGUAGGAUUUAGAGGAAGAAUGUUAAUUUGAGGCCAGAAAGCUUGAUUUCUUUGUGUACAGUUUUAGUCACCUUGGGUAAUUCACUCUGCCUCAGUUUUUCUUAUCUGUGAAAUGGGGAUAAUAGCAGUUAUAUCUAGCUCACAGAAUCCGUGUCAGACUGACACUGUAAAUGGUAGCUGAACUUCUGGAUGCGUGUCUUUCUGAGAUGGGAUUCAGAAGUGCUUGAGGGGACUUUGGGAUCAUUGAAAGGCUAGUGAGGCGCACGGCUGUCACGCGGACAAGAAACGCGUUAAAAGGGUGAUGCGAGUCCAGCGCAGAUUCGAAGAUGUCUACGUGUCCUGAGGUUGGCAGCCUUGAGUGGCAGGGAAGAAAGCGAUGUCCCUCCAAAUUCAGACCUUGAAAGAAAAGAGAUCCUGUUUGCUGCGGGGAAUGGAUUGGAAAAGAGAAAGCAGUGUUAGAGCCCGUGGGAGAGUGUCGCAGAAGCUCAGGUCAGCUUCUAAGAAUCAGGCACUGAGGGAAGACGCUCCAGAGACUGUGAGGCCGGAGUGGUGAACGUCGUCGCAGCGUCCACCGGAGUCCUGGGAGACGCCUGGAGGGAGGGCACCAGAGAGAAAGAUGCGGGCCCGGAAUCUCGAGGACGAGGCAGAGCGCUUUCAAACCAGCGCGCCGGGCCAGCUGGAGCCUUGACUGACCUGGGAGUCUGGCCAGAAACCUGAGCGGGAAGGAAGGCCCCCCCUCCAGCAGCAUUGCUGGCUGCGCGGUGCUUGCCUUUCCUCAGUGCAGGCGGCUGUGGGGGAGACAGAGACACGGCCGGACAGGCCCAAGGCUGCCUUCUGCUCUACCCUGCAGUAGAAAGUCGGGCUCCAGGAGGAGCCGGCAUCGGGCACCCGACCUGCAGCUGCUUCUCUCAAACCCAGAUGCUCAUAGCAGCCCCGGCCCCUCCGUCCUUCCUGAGACAGGCUGGGCUGUGACCGUGCCUCGUGUCUCCGUCUGAGGGGCCGGUGGAGUGCAGCACCAUGGAGACAAGGCCCCUGGAAGGCAGGAAGGGGCCCGCGCCCAGGGAGCUGCCGCCGGCCGUGGGGCUGCUGCUGUCCAUGGCGCUCAUGAACGUCCUCCUCUACCUCUGCCUCGACCGGCUCGUCACCACGCCCCACGGCCCCGCGGCGCACCCCGGCCGCUGCCCGCCCGGCCACUUCAGUAUGGGGCAGGCGACCACCUGCUCCCCGUGGCUGUCCUGCGAGCAGCUGAGGACGGAAGUGAGGCCUCUGAAGCGCGUCGGGGAGGGAGCCGUGAAGACGGUGUUUCUGUCCGAGUGGAAGGAACGCAAGGUGGCCUUGUCACGGCUCACCAGGCCGGAGGUGAGAGACGACUUCCUGCACGGGCUGCGGAUGCUACAGGCACUGCAGAGCGAGCACGUGGUCACGCUGCUGGGCUACUGCGAGGAUGACGACACCAUUCUCACUGAGUACCACCCCUUGGGCUCCCUGGGCAACCUGGAGGCGACACUGAACCUCGCCAAGUACCACAGCCUGAACACGUGGCAGCACAGGCUGCAGCUGGCCCUGGGCUACGUGGCCAUCCUCGACUUCCUGCACCGCAGCCCCCUGGGCACGCUGGUCAUGUGCGACUCCAGUGACCUGCCCAAGACCCUGUCCCAGUACCUGCUGACCACCAACUUCAGCAUUGUGCUCAACGACCUGGACGCCCUGCCCCUGGUGAACCACAGCUCCGGGGCCCUGGUGAAGUGUGGCCACCGGGAGCUCCAUGGGGACUUCGUGGCCCCAGAGCAGCUGUGGCCCUUUGGAGAGGACGUGCCCUUCCAGGACGACCUCAUGCCUGCAUAUGACGAGAAGAGCGACAUCUGGAAGAUUCCUGACAUCUCCAGUUUCCUUCUGGGGCAUGUGGAAGGGAGCGACAUGGUCCGAUUCCACCUGUUUGACAUUCACAAGGCAUGUAAGAGCCAGGUGCCUGCAGAGAGACCCACCGCUCAGGCCGUCCUGGACACUUACCAGAAGGUUCUGAAUCUACUCAGAGACACCGUGACGUCUCAGUCAAGAGAGAUGCUGUGAAAGCCCGUGUGGCCGCUGACAGAUGCGAGUCAGGGAACAGCUGGAAGAGUUGCACCGGUUUUCCCUGAUGGAAGGUGUUGGCAGUUCUGCCCCAGGUUGUUCUUCUCCUGACCGCCUGGAGGGAGUUGCUAAGCAGGAGUACACGGGCUUGCCGUGAGCCUGGCUGCAAGCGAAGGUGGAGACAAGCAGUGAGUCUGACCAGUAUCUGAAGGAAGUAACAAAAAUGCAGCUACAAAGAGGAGUCCCUAACAGCUGAAUCUGUAGGCUUAUAAGAAAUAUGCAUGGAGAAGUUUUUAAGUGGCAGUGUGGGGAAGAGACAAGAGUAGUUCUCGCUUUGUUGGGUGAGUAUCUGCAGUGUGCUUCACGGUACCAAGGAGACGUCACUGUGUUUCAGGUGACUGCUCAGGGACACACCUGUGUCAUCCACGCCCCAGCGAGCUAGCAUGCAUGCUCUCUGAAACCUUGAGUGGAUAAGGAACAUUGAAAAUAUCACGUAUGACGGAAAUCCCAUCUGUGUUACUACUGCCUCGGAUGGUGCUUGUGAAGUUCCCCUUUACCUUCCAGCUGGAUAUUUAUUCUGUGCUCAACAUUAAUUAUCGUGAACAUUUUACACCAACAAUGUCUGUCACUCACUCAUUAUUGGAAGGCGUUGAAGACCUUCCACUUGAGUUGCAUGAUUGAAUCCUUCAGAAAGCU
Molecule: messenger RNA, 3280 nt
Organism: Bubalus bubalis (water buffalo)
Lineage: Eukaryota; Metazoa; Chordata; Mammalia; Artiodactyla; Bovidae
Gene: POMK
Product: protein O-mannose kinase
Exons: 6
Coding region: 1532-2584 (350 amino acids)
Biological process (GO): protein phosphorylation; carbohydrate phosphorylation; protein O-linked glycosylation
Cellular component (GO): endoplasmic reticulum membrane
Molecular function (GO): carbohydrate kinase activity; protein kinase activity; ATP binding
Source: RefSeq, a predicted model, not a curated record